CAUUAGCUAUAUGAGGGGUGAAGAGGUCAUACCCUGAUUCGAGGUUGAAAUUGCCGAACUGAUACAGAAUAGUGUCAAUUAUAUACAGCUGUGUCUUGAGAGCAAUGUUUAACUCCUUGAACAUGGCCUCGCUUCUACGUCUCACUCUGCGGCAUCGAGUGUCUUUCUUGGGAUCAGUGUCUCAGUUCCACACCCAGACGUGUCGCUAUGCAGCUCCAACCACAAAAAUGUUCAUCGAUGGAGAAUUUGUGGAGUCCAAGACAAACAAAUGGAUUGACUUGCAUAAUCCUGCCACAAAUGAAGUCAUUACACGGGUGCCAGAAUCUACCCAGGAGGAGAUGAAUGCAGCUGUAGAGUCUUGCAAAAAAGCCUUCAGUUCGUGGCGCAACAGUACCAUCCUGACUAGACAGCAGUGCAUGUUCAAUCUCCAGCAACUGAUCAAAGACAAUAUGGGAAAGCUGGCAAAAAAUAUCACUGAAGAGCAAGGGAAAACUCUGGUCGAUGCUGAAGGAGAUGUUCUUCGAGGUCUACAGGUUGUUGAAACUUGCUGUAGUUUAUCGGCUACGUGCCUUGGUGAAACUUUAACUGGAAUUGCCAAAGACAUGGAUACUAUGACUAUUCGAGAACCUCUUGGAGUUUGUGCUGGAAUCACACCAUUUAAUUUCCCUGCUAUGAUACCUUUGUGGAUGUUCCCAAUUGCCUUAACCUGUGGUAACACCAUGCUUAUUAAACCCUCUGAGCGAGAUCCAGGAGCUUGUAUGAUUCUCAUGGAAUUGGCAAAACAAGCAGGCUUUCCUGAUGGUGUUGUGAAUGUUAUCCAUGGACAACAUGACUCUGUAAACUUUAUCUGUGAUCACCCUGAUAUUAGAGCUAUAUCCUUUGUAGGAUCAGAUCAAGCUGGUAAUUACAUCUAUGACAGGGGAACCAAAAAUGGCAAGAGAGUUCAAUCAAAUAUGGGAGCAAAGAAUCAUGGUGUCAUCAUGCCUGAUGCAAACAAAGAAAUGACAUUAAACCAGCUUGUUGGCGCUGCAUUUGGUGCAGCUGGUCAGCGAUGCAUGGCAUUAACAACUGCAGUGUUUGUUGGAGAAUCCAAGGAAUGGAUUUCAGAAUUAGUAGAAAAGGCCAAAAAACUGAAAGUUAAUGCAGGUCAUGAACCUGGUGCUGACCUUGGACCAUUAAUUUCUCCUGAAUCAAAGAAUCGUGUCUGUGAUCUUAUCGAAUCUGGUGCUAAAGAUGGUGCUGAUGUUCUGCUAGAUGGCCGAAAUAUCAAAGUCCCUGGAUAUGAAAAGGGAAACUUUGUGGGGCCCUCUAUCCUUCACAAUGUUACGCCUGAUAUGAAAUGCUACAGGGAGGAAAUCUUUGGUCCAGUUUUAUGUUCUUUAAGUGUUGACACCCUUGAUGAAGCCAUAGAAUUCAUUAACAAAAACCCUUAUGGCAACGGAACAGCUAUAUUCACCACUAAUGGUGCUACGGCACGCAAAUAUGUAAAUGAAAUUGAUGUUGGACAGGUUGGUGUCAAUGUUCCUAUACCUGUUCCUUUACCAAUGUUUUCCUUUACGGGAUCACGAGGGUCAUUCAAAGGUGACACUCAUUUCUAUGGACGACAGGUAAGCAGAUUUUUGAUGGAGGCUUAACAGAGCAUUAUUUGU
Molecule: messenger RNA, 1649 nt
Organism: Octopus bimaculoides (California two-spot octopus)
Lineage: Eukaryota; Metazoa; Mollusca; Cephalopoda; Octopoda; Octopodidae
Product: putative methylmalonate-semialdehyde/malonate-semialdehyde dehydrogenase [acylating], mitochondrial
Biological process (GO): thymine catabolic process; L-valine catabolic process
Cellular component (GO): mitochondrion
Molecular function (GO): methylmalonate-semialdehyde dehydrogenase (acylating, NAD+) activity
Source: RefSeq, a predicted model, not a curated record